Amphimedon queenslandica is the source of this 981-nucleotide messenger RNA. Its product is annotated as cell growth-regulating nucleolar protein-like. The transcript has 3 exons. Lineage: Eukaryota; Metazoa; Porifera; Demospongiae; Haplosclerida; Niphatidae. Gene Ontology annotation, cellular component: nucleolus. Bases 29 to 892 code for a protein of 287 amino acids. Gene Ontology annotation, biological process: rRNA processing; negative regulation of transcription by RNA polymerase II. Gene Ontology annotation, molecular function: DNA binding. The record is from RefSeq and is a predicted model, not a curated record.
CCACCCACCCACGUGGUAUCAUUAAAACAUGGUGUUUUUCUGUUGCAAUGCUUGUGGCCAGUCAGUCAAGAAGAACGCAGUAGAGAAGCACUGGCAGACUGAAUGUGCACGCUGUUGGAUACUCUCUUGCUUAGAUUGUGGAAAAGACUUCGUUGGAGAUGAUUAUAAGACUCACACUUCAUGUGUAACUGAAGCUGAAAAGUACCAAGGGGACCUUUUUAAAGGAGAGAAAGGAGGCAUCUCAAAAGGAGAAAAGAAACAGCAAGAAUGGCUGGAGUCAGUUUCUGCAUGUCUACAAGCUGGCACUUAUUCUCCACGUAUCUCAUUGUUAUUAAAGAAAAUAUUGCAAUAUCCAAACAUACCAAGAAAAAAAGCUAAAUUCCAGAAUUUUGUUAAAAAUAGCAUCAAUGUUCACGAUCAAAGUACACUGGAUAGUUUAUGGGACAUAUUUCAUGAUCCUCCAAAGACACAACAAGCUAUCAAUACUCCAACAGAAUCAGCUCCUGAUGUUGCAGAAGGUAAAAUGUCAGAAGAGAAGACGACAAUUAAAGUAGAAGUAAAAACUGGACAAGAUUCUACGCCUCAGUUGGGAAUUGAAAGUGGCCAGACUGUUAAAAGGAAAGGAAAAAAAAGGAAGAAAUCUGAAUGUGAAGAUGAAGAUGACUACAUAGUGCUUGAAAUCAUUGAAAAUGACGAAAAAAACUUGGGGGCUGGAAAUGAGUCAAAUGACCAGACUGUUAAACAAAAGAAGAAAAAAAGGAAGAAAUCAAAAUGUGAAGACGAAAAUGACUUGCACGUACCACACGAAAUCAAAAGCGAAAAAAAGGAAGAGCCCAAAAAACCGGCCAAGAAAAAAAAGAAGAAAGCAAAAAAGAAAGAAAGCAAAGCUUGAAGUGAAGAACAAUAAAGGAAAAUGAAUGGUGAUUAUAAUUGUUUUUACAAAAAAAUGUUUUGGCGCCAAAUACAUCAAAUUACAUUAAA